AGUGCGGUGUUGGUUAUUGGAGAGGCGCGCGGUCACCGGUACGCAUUUCAGCAGAGCAGCGCGCGCAGGAUGGCCGAGAGUCACGGCGAGACCAGCGGCCAGGACCGGUCACCGGUACAAAACAUCAACCACAGAUCCUCCAAGUGGGUCCGUUUGAACGUCGGUGGCACGUAUUUUCUGACCACCAGACAGACGCUAUGCAGGGACCCCAAAUCAUUCCUGUUCCGGCUGUGCCAAGCGGAACCAGACCUCGAUUCUGAUAAGGAUGAGUCCGGGGCGUAUUUGAUUGACAGGGAUCCCAUGUAUUUCGGGCCUGUGCUGAAUUACCUCAGACAUGGGAAGCUGGUCCUCAACAAGAACCUGACGGAGGAGGGAGCUCUUGAAGAAGCCGAGUUUUACAACAUCACAUCAUUAAUAAAACUCAUCAAAGAAAAGAUCAGUGAAAGAGAAGGCAAGAGGACACAUACGCCAGUCAAGCAUGUUUACAGAGUGUUGCAGUGUCAAGAGGAAGAACUUACUCAGAUGGUCUCGACCAUGUCAGACGGGUGGAAGUUUGAGCAGCUUGUCAGUGUAGGUUAUGGGCGGGCCCAGAAGUCAGAGUUUUUCCUGAUUGUGUCUCGAGAGGUGAAGGGGGAGGAGUCAAGCCAAACUCACCCCGCCCACAUUGGAGAGUUGGUCAGUAUCGGAUCCUCCUAUAACUAUGGUAAUGAAGAUCAGGCGGAGUUCUUGUGUGUUGUUUCUAAAGAACUGCACAACCAAUCAUACAGCAGCAACACUCAACACAGUGAGAAAGCCAAGAUUCUACAGGAGCGCGGUUCUAGAAUAUGAUGAUCUAGAGCUGCCAUGUUUAGAGAUGCAUCAAUUCUUUCUAGAACAUUCCAUGAGCUUGUUCUCUUCACGCCUCGAGAGCACUGGACACCUGACGCACGCAAGCAGCACAAGAAGAGCACGUCCACUGUAAUCCAGUCUUUAUGGUGCCUGUUAAUCUGAAUUUAAACAA
Carassius carassius (crucian carp) is the source of this 1000-nucleotide messenger RNA. Its product is annotated as BTB/POZ domain-containing protein KCTD5-like. Bases 70 to 828 code for a protein of 252 amino acids. Lineage: Eukaryota; Metazoa; Chordata; Actinopteri; Cypriniformes; Cyprinidae. Gene Ontology annotation, biological process: proteasome-mediated ubiquitin-dependent protein catabolic process; protein homooligomerization. The transcript has 7 exons. Gene Ontology annotation, cellular component: Cul3-RING ubiquitin ligase complex; cytoplasm. Gene Ontology annotation, molecular function: cullin family protein binding. The record is from RefSeq and is a predicted model, not a curated record.